AUGCAGCCCCCAUUGCCCUGCCCAACAGCUACAUGGCACAAUGAUACCUACAAAGCCAUUGAACCCACCCAAGAUGGAUUGAGCCAAGAGGGAAAGACAAUCAUCAUCACCGGUGCCGGCACAGGUAUUGGCCAGCAAACCGCGUUGUCCUUUGCAAAAGCGUCCGCCGCGCACCUGGUGCUUAUUGGACGUACGCUUUCCACGCUGUCUGCCACCAAAGAUCUUGUAUCGGCUACAAACGCUUCGACCAAGAUUUCCGUGUAUACCGCGAGCGUGACUGACAGAAAUGCCAUGCGAAAAAUCGCGGAUGAAGUGGGAGCAUGGCAUGUCUUGGUCUUGGGUGCUGCCAGUAUACCACCACCUGGGCCGCUGGGAAGUGACAACCUGGACAAGUACUGGGAGGCUUAUGAGGUCAACGUAAAAUCCGUCAUCCAAAUAACUCAACUGUUCCUCCCCACCGCGGCACCACCACCCUCAGACUCUAACCCCGGCGCCAUCAUAUACGCCAUGGGCGCCGGCGGCUUCGCAUUUGGCGCGAAAAUAACGGCAACUCUUUCCGCUUAUCUGGUAUCAAAGAUCGCACAGACCAAACUGAUCGAGUACAUUGCUGCUGAAAAUCCAGGGGUUGCGGCAAUUACUGUGCAUCCGGGGAUGGUGGAUACGGCGGUGUUCAGGGGAGCGGGGGCGGAUCCGGCAAAGUUACCUAUGGAUACUGCCAAUCUUGCAGCAGACUUUCUUGUCUGGUGCUCUCGGUCGUCUGGAGAUGGUAAGCGGCCCUGUCAGUUUCUCAAUGGCAAAAUGGUUUUUGCGAAUUGGGACGUUGAGGAGCUUGAAGCUAUGGCAGAGCGCAUUCAGUCGGAUGAAGCGUUCUUGACUAUCGGUUUGGGUGGGUGGCCUUUUGCUGCUUAG
Molecule: messenger RNA, 909 nt
Organism: Periconia digitata
Lineage: Eukaryota; Fungi; Ascomycota; Dothideomycetes; Pleosporales; Periconiaceae
Source: the annotation of a GenBank genome assembly